This is a messenger RNA of Amblyraja radiata (thorny skate), 3203 nucleotides long. RefSeq names its product CWF19 like cell cycle control factor 2 (gene cwf19l2). Gene Ontology annotation, biological process: mRNA splicing, via spliceosome. The transcript is spliced from 18 exons. The coding region runs from base 32 to 2890 and encodes 952 amino acids. Gene Ontology annotation, cellular component: post-mRNA release spliceosomal complex. The record is from RefSeq and is a predicted model, not a curated record. Lineage: Eukaryota; Metazoa; Chordata; Chondrichthyes; Rajiformes; Rajidae.
UCGCAAAGUGCGCGGAGCCGGCGGCUACAACAUGGCGGAGUACGGAGGUAGAUUUGAAAGCCAGAAAUCAAUCGAGGAAGGGAGAGAAUUUAAACGGAGAACAAGGCAGGAGGUUGUGGCCAAGGCUCAAGCUAAAUAUGAGAAAGAAGAAAAACAGAAGCAGCUCAAACGUUUACGUGGUGAGGACACAUGGAUGUUACCAGAUGUUAAUGAACGAAUAGAUGAGCUUUCAGAGGAACAUUCUGUUAAAUCAAAAAAGAAAAAAAAGAAAUCAAAGAAAGACAAAAAAGUGAAAAAAAGGAACAAGUCAAAAGAAAAGACUGAUACAUUCAGUGACAGUUCUUCUAGUUCUGAGCUAAAAUGGGUUGAAUCUACUGGUUCGCUUCCUGACAACAUUCAGAAGCCCUGGAAAAUCAAGGAAGAACAAUUAUGUUCUUCAGAAAAAACAGACUCUGUUCAGAGGGAAGAAUGGAUGACGUUAGACUUCAUGUCCUUAAAGUCCAUAUCCACUUCGGAAAUUCGAGCUGGAAAACAGAAGGAAAAAGAAAUAAAGCAAGAGCGAGCACAAGCCAUUGAACAGGCUGAAAUAGACAAAAGAGAAUUAAAUCCAUUUUGGAAAAAUGGAGGAAUAGGCUUGCCAUCUGCACGGAGUGACUCAGCAGAAACUCAAAAAGCUGCUUUAAUAGAAGAUGGUGGGCUAAGUUGGCUGAGGCGUUCCCUUCAACGCAUGAAGGAAGAGGCGGAGAGGAAACCAUGUCAACUGGAGGAUAUCAUUGCUGAGAGAUAUGGAUCUGUGGAAAUAUUCCAGGAAAAGCUACAAGCUGCUGAAAAAGUCGUAGCAUCAAAACGUCAAAAAGGCACUGAAAGGAGUUGGAGAGGUUCUGGGGAAAAACCAAGGAACUGGACUUCUGAUCACAGCGAAAAGAGAAAAAAUGAUUAUGGAAGGGGACAAAAUAGAGGCAAAGUUGGACAUGGGGAAGGUGACAGUACUGUUGAAAGAAAAAAAACAGCAAUAAAUCUUCAGGAUCAAUUCAAAUGGAAAAAGGAUAAAGAAAGACAUGAACUGGCCAAUAGAUGUAGAGACAAAAGUAAAUCUCGUGAAAGGGAGGUGGAAAUUGAGCAUGAUAAAGAUCAAUAUAGAGAAUCCAGAAUCCACAAAGAGAAACAUAAGGAGACACAACAAAAAAAUAGUUAUGCCAGAGGUUUAGGAAGUAAUUGUUUCCAUGAAAGAAGGGAAGAUAAAUAUUUUCCCUUCACUGAUUUAAAAUCUAAGUUUAUGAAGCCUGAGGACUUUGAAAGUAAAAACAGCAAAUGGGGUAUCAGGUCUCCAAGCUGUUCUAAUCGGUUGUCAGAAUCACAACCUUUCCACAGUAGUAGUUUUCAAAAGCCGGAUCACAGUAGUGACAAUAUAUCAACAUGGAGCAGAUCUAAUAGUGGGGAAUGCUCAUCGCAACAACCUACAUCAAUGCCACAACAGAGAAUUGAAGAAAUGCCAAAUCUAUCAGAUGAACGGACAGAGACCAAGCCUGGGGAAAACAGUCCUGUGCAAAUAGCAGAUCCUGAAGACCAGCACAAGUCAAGCACCAGUAAUACUUCUAUUUCCACCAGAGCUGUUGCUACAAUUGAAGAACCCAUACAGCCCCUCAAUGAGGACGAAAUGAAUAAAUUGGGUGCUAAGGUCAUCAAAGCAGAGCUGAUGGGAAACAUGAACCUGGCAUUGAAACUCAAGGCUCGGUUGGAGGAGGCUCGAAAGUUGCAGAUACAAGGAAAAAGUCAUAUUACAGCAACUGCAAUACCAAAGAGGACUGACAGUGCGCCCAUAGAUGAAAAUCAUGAAGUGGUACUUGUUCGAACUGAUCCAUCGGGGAGAGUGUGGCCUGUUGGUGCAUCCGCAGAUAGCCUGAUCCACACAGAAGGAAAAAAGAAGAGACAAACGAUUGAGACUCACCAUGCAGGAGAGCGGAUUAGGUACUUUCAGGAUGAUGAUAAUCUGAGUCUGCAGGAUUUGGUUAGACAAGAGAAAAUGACGACUGCGGAGGAUCAAAAUGAAAGGUUCUCGCGCAUGGCUUCUAAAUUUAUGGAGAAGAUGGAUAGAGAUUACUACACAUUGGAUGACAUGUUUGUGUCUCAAGCUGCCAAGAAAGAGCAGCCAGGCCGUGAACAUGAAAGGCAACGGAGCAGAGCUAUACACGAGCACAAGCAUUGGGCUGGACGUAUGGAGAAAUGCCGGUAUUGCUUUGAUAACCCUGAACUUCCAAAGCACCUUAUCAUUGCUAUUGGUGUAAAGGUAUAUUUGUGCCUACCCAAUUACCAAUCAAUGACAGAAGGUCACUGCCUAAUAGUGCCUCUCCAGCAUCAUACUGCUGCUACUAUAUUGGAUGAAGAUAUCUGGGAGGAAAUGCAGCUCUUCCGAAAAGCCUUGGUGAAAAUGUUAGCAGAUAAAGAUCUUGACUGUGUCUUUUUUGAGACACAUAUGAGUUUGAAGAAACGGUUUCAUAUGGUGUAUGAAUGUAUUCCACUGCCAAAAGAACUUGGAGACAUGGCUCCUAUCUACUUUAAGAAAGCUAUAAUGGAGGCAGAUGAAGAGUGGGCCAUGAAUAAGAAGCUAGUUGACAUCUCCAACAGGGAUAUUCGCAGAGCUGUACCUAAAGGUCUUCCUUAUUUUUCUGUGGACUUUGGUCUUCAAGGUGGAUUUGCUCACAUCAUUGAAAAUGAGGACAUGUUUCCAUUUUAUUUUGGAAAGGAAAUUGUUGGUGGCAUGUUAGACCUAGAGCCACGGCGAUGGCGGAAACCACUCAGAGAAAACUUUGAUGAUCAGAGGAAGAAAGUGCUGCAGUUUUCGCAGUGGUGGAAGCCAUAUGACUGUACCAAUAGCAAAUAUAAAGAAUAAUGUCGUCAUCUGACAGAAAAUAGUUACUCUCUAGAAGCAUUGUGUGUACAAGUUCGAUGUUUCUUUACAUUGAUUCUCUAAUCAACCAUAACUGUGUAGAACAACUGAAAUAGUUCACGAUUCUACAUUUUAUUGUGAAGACAGUUCAAGAAUGUAAAAUUUAAAUUGUGCCAUUUUGAGAAAUUUAAGUCUGUAUCAUAGAAAAUAAAAAAGCCUAAUGUACAUAUUUUUAAUUUGCCCUUAGUUCUAAGGUCCAAAUUUCAUUGUGUUCAAUUAAAGUGUAUGAAAGCAAAUUAAAAUUUGAUACUCUGAA